GCGGCGGCGCCGGCCUCCGCGUACGGCCUGGGCGAUGGCGGCGCGCCGGCGGGCGCUCGCUCCCUGAGCGGGGAGCCGCACGGCGGACGAUGGCGUCGCUCGUGCCGGCUGCUGCGGCGGAGCAGGCGCCGGGCGCCGAGGCGGAGCCAGGCCCGCCGCCGGCGCCGCCCGGGGCCCUGCUGCCGCUGGCGCGGGAGCCGCUGUACAACUGGCAGGCGACCAAGGCGUCGCUGCGGGAGCGCUUCGCCUUCCUCUUCAACUCGGAGCUGCUGAGCGACGUUCGCUUCGUGCUGGGCAAGGCCCGCGCCGCCGCCGGGGCCGCGCCGCGUGCGCCCGCGCAGCGCAUCCCCGCGCACCGUUUCGUGCUGGCGGCCGGCAGCGCCGUCUUCGACGCCAUGUUCAACGGCGGCAUGGCCACCACGUCGGCGGAGAUCGAGCUGCCGGACGUGGAGCCCGCGGCGUUCCUGGCGCUGCUGCGAUUUCUGUAUUCAGAUGAAGUUCAAAUUGGCCCAGAAACAGUGAUGACAACACUUUAUACUGCUAAGAAGUACGCAGUCCCUGCCUUGGAAGCUCACUGUGUGGAGUUUCUCACCAAGCACCUUAGGGCAGACAACGCUUUCAUGUUGCUUACUCAGGCUCGAUUAUUUGAUGAACCUCAGCUUGCUAGUCUCUGUCUAGACACGAUAGACAAAAGCACGAUGGAUGCACUAAGUGCAGAGGGGUUUACUGAUAUUGAUAUAGACACACUAUGUGCAGUUCUAGAAAGAGAUACACUCAGUAUUCGAGAAAGCCGACUUUUUGGAGCUGUUGUACGCUGGGCAGAAGCAGAAUGUCAAAGACAGCAGUUGCCUGUGACUUUCGCCAACAAACAGAAAGUCCUGGGAAAAGCACUUUCCUUAAUCCGGUUCCCUCUGAUGACAAUUGAGGAAUUUGCAGCGGGGCCUGCUCAGUCUGGGAUUUUGUCAGACCGGGAGGUGGUGACGCUCUUCCUUCACUUCACGGUGAAUCCGAAGCCACGGGUGGGCUACAUUGACCGCCCCCGCUGCUGCCUGCGUGGGAAGGAGUGCUGUGUCAACAGGUUCCAACAAGUGGAGAGUCGCUGGGGCUAUAGCGGGACCAGCGACCGGAUCAGGUUCACAGUUAACAGAAGAAUCUCUGUGGUCGGAUUUGGCUUGUAUGGGUCUAUUCAUGGUCCUACGGAUUAUCAAGUGAACAUACAGAUCAUUGAAUAUGAAAAGAAACAAACCCUGGGACAAAAUGAUACUGGAUUUAGUUGUGAUGGGACUGCUAACACAUUCAGGGUCAUGUUCAAAGAACCUAUAGAGAUCCUGCCCAACGUGUGCUACACCGCAUGUGCAACACUCAAAGGCCCAGACUCUCACUAUGGCACAAAAGGAUUGAAGAAAGUUGUGCAUGAGACGCCUGCUGCAAACAAGACUGUCUUCUUCUUCUUCAGUUCCCCUGGCAAUAAUAAUGGUACCUCCAUAGAAGAUGGGCAGAUACCAGAAAUAAUAUUUUAUACAUAGUGUAGAUUUUAAUGCAUUCUGCUAAGUGGUACCAUACAGGCUUGUCUCAAAAGCAUAAAUAUAACUGGCCACAAAAAAAUAGUUUGUCAUGAAUAUUUAUAAUUGUAGGAUCAGAAACAUUUUAGUUUCUUCGAGGAAGUAGAAAAAUGCUGAUUUAAAUAUCUGCAUGAUUUGAAAGCAGAUUUUUCAUUUAUAACCCUAGGGGGAAAGAGAACUGGGGUUAAUUGUAUAAAGAAAAGCACAGAUAGUUCAGUCUCAUCUUGAAUUUCAUAGAUCAACUGACUCAUGGUCUUUCAAUGGUUUUGGAAUUGAAAGAUAGUCUUGUUUAUGUAGCAGAGUUAAAAAAUGUUUUAACUAUUUUAAAGGUUAGCAAGAUGGGUCAGUAUUCCUACAAAAUUCUUAUUAACUAAUUUCAGAAAGUUAAGAAAAUUUGACUUUAUUUUUUGGGUUUUGAAACACCUGGUUGUUAGCAUUUGAAACAACCCUAAACAUAGGUCUAAUAAAUGUGCAAUGCAUUGAAAAUGUCCAGUGCACUUACAGAUAAGGAUGUUUUAUAAUAGUAUAGGAAUGUAUUGCAUAGUACAGUUUUAUAGAUAUAAGUGGAGUUUGUAUAAAUUCACAAUAAUGUGAUAUAAAAGAGGAUCUAAACGUGUAGUCUGAGACUGGAUUCUUUCUCACUAAACUGUACCAGUGCACAUGCCUGCCAUGGGGGAUGGAUAUGCCAGUGAUCCCAGGAUGGAGGGCGGAGUGGUGGUGGUGGGAUAAGGGGGCAGUACCAUUCAUUCCUAACAACCAUGGCCCAACAGAGUCAUGUCCACAAUGAUGCUUUUGUGAUGCAAGGUUCUACCAACAAAAUAACAUGCUUCAUCUUCAAGACCUCGUAGAGGUGCCUGGCACCUCAGGUGUGGAUAGAGGUAACAUGCAUUUUUAUAUAAAGCCAAUUUUCAAAACAUAAACAGAUAUUGUCCCCUUGAAAGCCACUUCCCAUAAAUGCAUUUUUAAAAGUGUGGUUGUGGAAGGUAAUUAAAGGUCAGCAUUUUUUGCACUUUCAACUUCAAAAAAAAUUUCUAACUUGCAUAUAAAAUUUUUUCAUCAAAAGUUUUAUAUCCUUGAGAUAUAAAACAUUGUUGUGGUCAUGGUGACAUGAAAUGGCUAAAGGAAAAGGAAAUUCUGGCCAGUACCUGGCAUGGCCUUCCCAAAUAAACCUUAGCUUAACUGGACAAUUGAGCCAAUGCUCUGCAGUGACCACUGCAGAAGACACAUCUGCCUUUAGGAGCAGGGAAUGUGGAGAGGUGUGAAUGUUCUUUGCCUUUUGGGGUGUUUCACAUGUCUUGUGUGUGUUACUGAAUGACAACAGAAUGUACCUACAGAAGGUACAAGAAAUAGUUCAACAUUAGGGCUGUAUCUGGAGUUUUGAAAAAAUAAAUGUCUGCUAUCCUUU
Perognathus longimembris pacificus (Pacific pocket mouse) is the source of this 2967-nucleotide messenger RNA. It is a transcript of the gene Btbd1, whose product is annotated as BTB domain containing 1. NCBI's taxonomy places the organism in Eukaryota, Metazoa, Chordata, Mammalia, Rodentia, Heteromyidae. The record is from RefSeq and is a predicted model, not a curated record. Gene Ontology annotation, molecular function: protein binding. Gene Ontology annotation, cellular component: cytosol; P-body. Gene Ontology annotation, biological process: neurogenesis. The coding region runs from base 90 to 1526 and encodes 478 amino acids. The transcript has 8 exons.